Raphanus sativus (radish) is the source of this 2076-nucleotide messenger RNA. RefSeq lists its product as uncharacterized. Gene Ontology annotation, biological process: GMP biosynthetic process. The record is from RefSeq and is a predicted model, not a curated record. The transcript has 9 exons. Bases 64 to 1866 code for a protein of 600 amino acids. Lineage: Eukaryota; Viridiplantae; Streptophyta; Magnoliopsida; Brassicales; Brassicaceae. Gene Ontology annotation, molecular function: GMP synthase activity. Gene Ontology annotation, cellular component: cytosol.
UUUGGUUCAUACCGUACCGUCAUCUUCAUCUGAGAACGAGACAAUCCAAUCCAAUCCAAUCCGAUGAAAGCUCUCCUCAACCCCGAAUCUUCCUUCUCCCUCUCUUCGUUCCAAACCAAGAGGCCUACCUACUCCGACCACCCACCACCGCCUUCCUCAUGCCUCCGGUUCCCUCUAACCGGUCUCAACGGCCGUCCUUGGCGGCGGAAGCUCCUCCUUCCUCACGGUGGUUUGAAGAUAAAAGCAGUGCUGGACUCUGCAAUGAUGGAACAGUUCGGUCUCAAGGACUCUGAUAUCAAGAAUCCAGCUCUCUCUUCCACUUACCGUAGAUCGGAGAUUCCAAAAGCAAACCCUACCGUUCUUGAUGCCCAAGCUAGGGUUUGCACCGGACCCACCCAGACAAGACCCCUUACUGAAGAACAGGCUUUCAAGGUCUUUGAUACUAUACUUAGAUCAGCUAGAGGGGAACUAAAAGGGGAAGAACCAGUGUCAAAGGCACAGCUUGGUGCAUUCUUUGCUGGGAUGACAAUCCGAGCAAACGCGUUUCCCGAGGAAACACAAUGGAGCGAAGGCGAAAAGCGGGCGAUGGAUGUGUUCUGGCCGCUUCUUGUUCGGGCAUUACCUCCUGAUGUGCUCUUCAUUGCUGAUCCCGAGGGCUCUCUUUUGGGAACUGGCAGUAGCUCCGUUGGACCGAGUUUCGUCGGGAACGAAGCUAAGGAGAUGAGGCUGGUUGGUGCGUUGAGAGAGGUUUUGGCUGGAGGUCAUCUCGGGUACGAGGAGGUUAAAGGUGUUUUGAGAGACGUUCUGCCGCUUGGAGAGGGAGAUGGGUUAGGUGGUUAUUGUGGAGUGAGUGAGUCGUUGCUUUCGGCGUUUUUGAUUGGUCAGAGGAUGAAUAGAGAGACGGAUAGGGAGCUUAAAGCUUACUGCCUCGCGUUUGAUGAUGAACUCGGUGGUGCUCCUGUUGCUGAUGUCAAGUCGUUGACUCAUUAUGGAGAGCCUUAUGAUGGGAACACUCGGUUCUUUCGAAGCACGCUGUUUGUGGCUACGGUUAGAGCUUGCUAUGGUGAAUCAUCACUCCUCCAUGGCGUUGAAUGGAUGCCUCCAAAGGGAGGUGUGACUGAGGAGCAGAUGUUGAAGUUUAUGGGAGCGAAUACAAGGUUGUCUGUUCACCAAGCAAAAGAACUCAUCGAGGAUGAGAAGGCUGGAUUUGCAUAUCUUAGUCUACGGGAAGCUCGGCCGUCUUUAUAUUCAGUAGUGGGAAUGAGGGAGCAUAUAAAGAAGCGUCCUCCUCUGGCAACAACGGAGAAAGUUCAGCAGUUUGUGAGGGCGACAGGGAAAGAAUCAAUAGUGGCGGGGUUUUACCACGAAGGGUACGAAGAGCCUCUCUUAAUGCUUAUGAGAAGAAGAGGUGUCCAUUCUGGUUUGGUGGUUAAGGGAGAAGAAGGGGCACUCUCAAUGACAACAAGGGUGCGAGCAGCAACUGCAUCGAAAGGGUUUCCAGUUAACUACUGUUCUGGUUUCCGUUCUUCCAGUUCAGACACUGCUCUUGAAGCUGACGGGGUGUCACGUCAGAGUUUCAACCUUGAGGUGGAUGCAAGAAACUAUGGGUUUGAGCCAACAGAGACUCCAAGAACUGAUCGUUCCGUGUCCAAGAACAUAGAGCUUGGUUUGGCAGCGCUGCGUGGUGAGAAAGGCGCUGCUUAUGAUAGAAUCGUCCUAAAUGCUGGGAUUGUGGAUCAUUUAUUGGGAUCCGAAGGUGCAGAGGAUGUGGCUGUGGCUAUGGAGAGAGCAAAGGAGGCUAUUGACAGUGGGAAGGCUCUAAAGAAGCUUUUGAAUUACAUUGAGAUCUCACGCAAGAUGAAAUAGUUCAUCCAAAACAGUCUGGAGUCUUUGACAAACCAUCCAUACCAUCAUACACGGAAUAGAGAAAUGCAUACAUCUUUCCUUUAAUCUUCUCUUUUUUUUUUGUGGACAAAACUCUAUUGUUGUUGUUGUUGUUGAUGUUGCAAAACUAAGUGUUGUUUUUUACAGAGUGGAUGCUAUGUACAGAAUCUGGAGAGAAAUGUUUAUUUCUGA